AUGACCAAUAAUUUCACCAUUCUACAAUUAACAGCUCCUAUACCUUGGAAUUUUCAUUCCACAGACAUGAUGGAUCAAUGCAAUUAUGCAAAUCCUCUUUUCAUUUCCCGAAUUAACAAAAUACCUCCUUCUAAUUUUUAUCGAAUUUACUUGUUAGGAACAAUAUUUGGAUUGGGACUCAUUCUCUAUGUUGGUGCUUUUGCGUUAGUGAUUGCUCGGAGGAACAAAUCUCCACUGAGGGAUCGUUCCGUAUCACUUUUAUUGAUCUCGGGAAUUUCUGGAGCUUUUGGACUUGCCUACAUGUAUUCUCGAUUGUAUUUUGACUUGAUUUUAGUUUGUCCCAUUACGUAUUAUAUGGUGGGAUUGGUUCAAUUUUCAUAUUUUCUUCCAUACUUGUUUCGUUGUUUUAGGACUAUCAUGCAAUAUAAAUUAGCUCAAGCACAAGCUGCCAUCAUGGAAGAGCAAGAGAUUUCUACGGAGGAUCAAUUCAAUGUGAGGGAUUUGAAUAGUUAUUAUUAUGGAGUGGAAUCCAUGACCAGUAGUGGAGAUCGUAGAAGACGGCGAAGGAGAAAUAGAGACAUUCGUGACAAUGCAUUUCUCUCAAGUGAAAAUAGUAAUGAAUUGAAUAUCACUGAAAGGCCGUUGAAUUACGACUUUUUGUCAUCUAAAAAGAGAAUUACACAAGGAAAUAUGAUUUCUGAAUUGGCCAAGAAUGAAAAAUAUUCUCGACUCAUUAGCAAUCAAUAUUACUUCUCUGAGGGAUUUCUUCUCAUAAUUAUGACCAUCAUUCUCUUAAUAUGGACGAUGAUUAUUUUUGUGGCACACAUGCUUGUCAUGUUUGGAUUUAAUCUUAUUAAUCCGGUUUGUCAAAAGAGAUGUAACGAACAUGAGGGCGUCGCUUUGCGAGUAUUCGUUUGUGUGACAAUUAUUCUCAUUAUUCCAUUUGCAUUUUUAUUAUUCAAAAUGAGGAAGAUUAAUGACGAUUUUUCGAUUCGAAAAGAAAUGACGGUCAUGCUAUGUUUUAGCAUUAUUGUAGUGGCUAUUCCUUUAAUUGUGCUGUUAGCAGUUCCUGGCCAGUUUUGGCCUGAUCAACCUACUAUUGGAUAUUUUCUGGGAGUGGAAGUUGUGGGUAGCUUCAUUAUUUCAAUUAUUUAUCCUCUGGGUUCAACAUGGGUUAGAGAUAUUGACAUGUCAAAAUUUAACAUUUUCAAAAGAUGGAAAAAACGCGGAUCCCAUUCUGACCACAUGAUCACCACUUCAAACAUGAUCUUAAACGAAUCGAUCCAUGCAUCAACUAUACCCUCUGAAAGUUCCAUACCAUUUUAUGAAAAAUUUGAAUUUUAUUUACAAAACAACGAUGCAAGAGAGAUUUUCAAACAAUUCCUCGUGAGAGAGUUACACGUUGAAAGUCUGAUGUUUGUCACCGAACUGCAGUAUUUUAAGAGUUUGGAUGAAGAGGACGAAUUACUUGGGGAGAUUGCAAAAACUCUUUUCGAAACCUAUGUCAGAGAUGGAGCACCUUUUGAAGUGCACAUUUCACACAAAGUGAGAAAUGAAUUAAUCAGCAAUUUAGAACGACCUUCUCUGAGUAUUUUCAACAAGGCUGAACAGGAGGUGUUAAAAAAUAUGGAAACUCAAAGUUUUUCUCGAUUCAAAAAAUCAAAUUUAUUUUCAACAUUUACAGAAAGAUUUAAACGAAAUAACUAUUGA
Messenger RNA from Naegleria lovaniensis, 1710 nucleotides. RefSeq lists its product as uncharacterized. The coding region runs from base 1 to 1710 and encodes 569 amino acids. The transcript is spliced from 2 exons. The record is from RefSeq and is a predicted model, not a curated record. NCBI's taxonomy places the organism in Eukaryota, Heterolobosea, Eutetramitea, Acrasida, Naegleriidae.